GUUACACGCUGGCGUUGUGGCGUUGUCAACAUGUCGUUUUUGGUUGAUUCCUUUGUUAUGUUGUUUUCUCAGGUGCUGUUUUUUGCAGGGGGAUGGGUGUUUUUCUUGAAGCAGUUAUUUCGUGAUUAUGAGGUCCAUCAGCCGGUGGUUUUGCUUGUCUUCUCCGUCACUUUCUCUCUCUGCUGCGCUAUGUUUGAGCUGAUCAUCUUUGAAAUACUAGGAAUUCUUGACACCAGCUCUCGGUACUUUCACUGGAAUCUCUUUCUGUUCUCCAUCCUGGUUUUUCUGAUAGCAGUGCUACCAUUCUAUAUUGCCUACUACGUGGUCAGUAAUGUCCGCUUUGUUCCACAUAGAAAGGAUGUUAAAGUGUUGCUGACGUGUGGUGCAUGGACUUGCUUUCUUUACUUCUUCUGGAAAAUUGGAGAUCCAUUUCCUAUUCUUAGUCCUAAACAUGGUAUCUUCUCUAUAGAGCAGUGUAUAGGCCGUGUGGGCGUGAUCGGAGUCACACUCAUGGCUUUACUCUCAGGCUUUGGUGCCGUCAACUGUCCCUAUACUUACAUGUCCUACUUUGUCAGGCAUGUGAGUGAGGCCGACAUCCAGAGUAGUGAGAGGAGGCUCAUGCAGACCAUGGACAUGAUUGUCAUGAAGAAAAAGAGAAUAGCACUGGCCAAGCAGGAGGGGUUGCGUCAGGCCAGUACAGCCCGGAGCUCUGGGGGAAUCUGGGGCAUGUUGAAGAGUGUCACCUCCAAUACCUCUGGGGGAGAAAAUAUAGGUUUACUACAGCAGGAGACUGGGGCCCUAGAGGAGCUGGGGAGACAACUCUUCCUGGAAACUGUGGACCUGAACAACACUGUGGAGAGGAUCAGGUAUUCCAAGACAUUUAAAGGCCGAUACUUUAAUUUCCUUGGUUAUUUCUUCUCCAUGUACUGUGUUUACAAGACCUUCAUGGCGACAGUAAACAUUAUAUUUGAUCGUGUGGGAAAGAAAGAUCCAAUAACCAGGGGCACCGAAAUAGCCGUCAAUUACCUGGGCAUCCAGUUUGAUGUCAAGUUCUGGUCUCAACAAAUAUCCUUCCUUUUAGUGGGUAUAAUCAUUGUCACAUCAAUACGCGGACUUCUUUUGACGCUUACCAGAUUUUUUUAUGCCAUAGCCAGCAGCAAAUCCUCCAAUGUAAUUGUGUUGUGUCUAGCGCAGAUAAUGGGCAUGUACUUUGUCUCCUCGGUCUUACUGAUCCGGAUGAACAUGCCCCCAGAAUACAGAUCCAUCAUUACAGAGGUACUUGGAGAGCUUCAGUUUAACUUUUACCAUCGCUGGUUUGAUGUCAUAUUCCUGGUCAGCGCACUCUCCAGUAUUGGCUUCCUCUACAUAGCUCAUCAGCAGUCUCCUGAGAAACAGAUGUCCUAGCAGGAGGUUUUAGCCAGGUGUCCUACAUCUAGCAGGGUUUCCUAGGCGGGUGUGCUAGCCGGGUGUCAAAGCCAGAUAUCAAUGACAAGUUUCCGAGUGUGACAGCAGGAUGCCCUGUCCAGGUGACUUGCAUAUAGACAGGAUUCUGCAGGGAACACAGAUUGUGGGACCUACAUGCCUUGACGUGGAUGUGGACUUGUCUGCUCACACUGUGAGUUAGCUGGAUGGCAUUCCAUCAUUAUGAGAUUCACACAGGCACACAGACAAUGGAGUGCUAUCCGUUUGAACCUGGCUGCAUUCAUCUAGGGACGCAUAUGUAGAAUUUUGAAUAUAGUGUUGAAUUCAACCUUUACAACAUUCAACCAGUCUAGAGCAGCCUGCUAGAAAUCUGGUUGUAGCCUGCUGUAGACUGGUCAUGGCUGUAGCCUGCUGUGGACUGGUCAUGGCUGUAGCCUGCUGUGGACUGGUCAUGGCUGUAGCCUGCUGUGGACUGGUCAUGGCUGUAGCUUGCUGUGGACUGGCCAUGGAUGUAGCCUGCUGUGGACUGACCAUGGAUGUAGCCUGCUGUGGACUGGUCAUGGCUGUAGCCUUCAGUGGACUGACCAUGGCUGUAGCCUGCAGUGGACUGACCAUGGCUGCAGCCUGCUGUGGACUGGCCAUGGCUGUAGCUUGCUGUGGACUGGCCAUGGCUAUAGCCUGCUGUGGACUGGCCAUGGCUGUAGCCUGCUGUGGACUGGUCAUGGCUGUAGCCUCUUAUUGGCAUAGCUGCUGUAUUAUUCUUAUAGCUUUCAUUAGACAUUGCUGCACCUGGGUAUGUGCAUAUAAUCUAUGUUUAAAGGAGAUUUGUUACUUCAAACUGAAGAAUCCAUUUACAGUGUGAAUCUAGCGUAGGAUUUGCCUUUUCUAACUAAGUCUGUAGAAGUUAUAUCAAAAAAUAUAGAUUGCUUCUUUCAGACAAUCUACUCUGGGCAAAAAUUAUAAGUUAUAUGUAUGAGCUGACGAUUUCUCAUUGAAUCUAUAUGUCUCUUCUGUAUAGAAAUGUGCAAUAGUUGUCAAUUUUAAUAUAAAUUAUAAUAAUUGUUUAUUUAAAAUCCUGUGUUUUUUUAUUUAAAAGUAAAAAAUAUCUCUCUAAAAGUUAA
Molecule: messenger RNA, 2543 nt
Organism: Liolophura sinensis
Lineage: Eukaryota; Metazoa; Mollusca; Polyplacophora; Chitonida; Chitonidae
Product: Golgi pH regulator-like
Exons: 15
Coding region: 31-1404 (457 amino acids)
Biological process (GO): intracellular pH reduction
Cellular component (GO): Golgi cisterna membrane
Molecular function (GO): voltage-gated monoatomic anion channel activity
Source: RefSeq, a predicted model, not a curated record